Chinchilla lanigera (long-tailed chinchilla) is the source of this 1585-nucleotide messenger RNA. RefSeq names its product zinc finger, AN1-type domain 1 (gene Zfand1). Gene Ontology annotation, biological process: cytoplasmic stress granule disassembly. Gene Ontology annotation, cellular component: cytoplasmic stress granule; cytoplasm. The transcript has 9 exons. The record is from RefSeq and is a predicted model, not a curated record. The coding region runs from base 312 to 1079 and encodes 255 amino acids. Lineage: Eukaryota; Metazoa; Chordata; Mammalia; Rodentia; Chinchillidae. Gene Ontology annotation, molecular function: zinc ion binding.
CCUGCAAAGCUGUCCCGCCCUCGGUGCGGCCCCACUUCUCGCGGACCUGGAAAGAUGGCGGAGCUGGACGUCGGGCAGCACUGCCAGUUGCUGCAAACGGACCUUGUGGAGUUCAGUGCGCCCUGCCCGAGGCCACAGAAUGCGUACUGCUGCGUCGUGGAGCUGGCACUCAUUUACCUGAUGACAUCUGAGGAGCUCUGGGAGCUGGAGCGAGAGGUUUAGGUCCCGGAGACCUAGAUUCCCAUCUGGCCUGCCUCUGCUGCCGGCAACGAGCCACUUUCCAAGACUUUUUGCUUACUUAUCCUUUACUCAUGUCAGACGAAGGAGAUUUUCUUCCAUUUGUAUGUGAUGGUUGUUCAGGAAUAUUUUGCCUCGAACACAGAAGCAAGGAAUCUCAUGAUUGUCCUGAGGUGACUGUAAUCAAUGUGAAACCAAAAAUAGAUACACAUGAAUCUUACCCAUGCUCAUUCAAGGACUGUGCUGAAAGAGAGCUUGUGGCAGUUAUAUGCCCUUAUUGUGAGAAGAAUUUUUGUCUAAGACACCGUCACCAGUCAGAUCAUGAGUGUGAAAAACUAGAGAUCCCAAAGCCUCGUAUGACUGCCACUCAAACACUUGUUCGAAACAUUAUCCAUUCCAAGUCAGGAGAGAGAACAAAUAAACGACUGGAAGGCACAAAAAAUAGUGUAACAGCUGCAAAGGUUGCACUAAUGAAAUUAAAGAUGCAUGCUGAUGGGGAUAAGUCAUUGCCGCAGGCAGAAAGAAUUUACUUUCAAGUUUUCUUACCUAAGGGGAGCAAAGACAAGAGCAAACCUAUGUUCUUUUGCCACCGAUGGAGCAUUGGAAAGGCCAUAGACUUUGCAGCUUCACUUGCCAGUCUUAAAAAUGACAAUAACAGAUUAGCAGCUAAGAAGUUAAGGUUGUGUCAUAUAUCUUCAGGAGAAGCCUUACCCUUGGAUCAUACUUUGGAAACCUGGCUUGCUAAGGAGGAUUGUCCUUUAUAUAAUGGUGGAAGUAUUAUUUUGGAAUAUCUAAAUGAUAAUGAACAGUCUUUAAAAAAUGUUGAUUCUUACUUAGAAUAGUCAAAGGCUAAGGCAGAAAUCACAAGGAAAAUACUAUGUACCUGUUUAGUCAGUUUCUUUCACCACAGAUACUAUUUAUUUUUUCAAAGUUGCUUUUUAAUGUAUUUCCAUUGUGUCAUAGUUUACAUUAUCAGUUUUCUAUUAACUUUGAUUUUUUGUGUUUUAAACUUUAUAUUAGUAAUUGUUAGCAAAUUCUUAUAUUUACUUAGCUUUUUUAUUAGUUUAUACUUUGGAAAUAUCAGUAUAGAUAUACUGAUAUAUACAUAUACAUACAUUUGGUUAAUGUCACCUAUUGCUUGGCUAUGGCAGUGAUCCAUGUCAUUUUCCCCUCAGGCUCUAAGCUGCAAAACAACCCCCUGUUAAGUACUUGUUAUGGUUUGUCUGUGUGUCCCCCUAAAGCCUCAUGCGGCCAUGGGGCAGGCUUUUAGAGUUGAUUGAGGUGUGAGAGCUAUACCCACCCUGGGGUGGAUAGUUUGCAUAGGUAAGGGAGAGGAAAAGAGUGCUUG